This is a messenger RNA of Fusarium vanettenii 77-13-4, 1173 nucleotides long. RefSeq lists its product as uncharacterized. Gene Ontology annotation, molecular function: DNA-binding transcription activator activity, RNA polymerase II-specific. The record is from RefSeq and is a predicted model, not a curated record. Bases 1 to 1173 code for a protein of 390 amino acids. The transcript has 2 exons. NCBI's taxonomy places the organism in Eukaryota, Fungi, Ascomycota, Sordariomycetes, Hypocreales, Nectriaceae. Gene Ontology annotation, biological process: regulation of transcription by RNA polymerase II.
AUGGUCGAAUCCGAGAACUUGCCAACACAGCCCCUGUCGGUGCAGACCAUCCCAAGCCGACCUAGGAAGCGUAUCGGAUUCCGAAAGUCCCGGAACGGCUGCCUGCGAUGUAAGACGAGAAAGGUCAAGACCUGCGUGCCUUCACAAUCACCCUUGGGGGAUGAUGGACCACUGGCCUCUACUACAGGGACUCCUCUCGUCCCAUUCCCGUUUUUAUCGGUGGAUCCGGCUGACGCACCCGAGUGCUGGCUUUCCAAUGCCGAGCUCAUCUUCCAUUAUACCAAUGUGACCUGCCGCUCCAUCCUCUCGGGACACGCCAUGCCGACAUACCAGGUCGUUAUCCCGCAGGAGGGCCUUUCUCACCCCUACCUCAUGCGCAUGAUCAUGGCCCUCUCCUCGUUCCACUUGGCGUACCUGAACAAGGACAAGCGGCCGCACUAUCUAGCCCUCGCCAAUAAGCAGCAGAGCCUGGCCGUUCGAGGCCUGCGAGGGACCCUUGGACAGGCCGUCACUCAGCAAAACUGCCACGCUCUCUGGGUCUCAUCCAUCUUCCUUGCCAUCAGCAAGUUUGCAUUCUCCCCGAGUUGUGACCACCGUCAGGAUGGCUGCUGCUCCGCGUUGUUAAACUUGGUUGAUAUAUUCUCCAUGAUCAACGGCAUGAUGGCAAUUAUGCGCUCAUCGCUCCAUCUUAUCCAAACUGGACCGUUGAAAGCCAUAUUUAAUAAGCGGCAGGGCUUUCGAUACGCUAGAGAGAAUCUCCAGGAGUUGUUGCAAAGGCUAUCCGACCUCGAUGGAGUACUCAAGUCUAUGGAACUUGACUUGGAUCCGUCUGUCCAUCUAGCCCUGACUUCGGCUCUCGAGCGCCUCAUCAGCUGCGUUACCGAUAUUAUUAAGCCCCCUGACAGCGGGUCUUGCUCUAUGGACAUCAAGAUUCUCUUUAUCUGGCCGUCCGAGGUUUCCCAGGGAUUUUUUGACUUGGUGAGGGCCCGCCAUCCUCUGGCCGUCAUCAUCCUGGCGCACUACUGUUGCUUGAUUCGCUGGUCUGCGUCAGCAUAUUGGUUUUGCCGAUGUUGGGGACGCCCCCUGGCGGAUUCUGUCUUGAGCAUACUUGAGGACUCGGAUUUGGCGCACUGGGCUGAGUGGUCGGUGAAGGUGAUGAGAGAGGAUGAAUAG